This is a messenger RNA of Perca flavescens (yellow perch), 3168 nucleotides long. Its product is annotated as retinal guanylyl cyclase 2. Gene Ontology annotation, biological process: protein phosphorylation; receptor guanylyl cyclase signaling pathway; intracellular signal transduction. Gene Ontology annotation, cellular component: plasma membrane. The transcript is spliced from 23 exons. Bases 1 to 3168 code for a protein of 1055 amino acids. Lineage: Eukaryota; Metazoa; Chordata; Actinopteri; Perciformes; Percidae. The record is from RefSeq and is a predicted model, not a curated record. Gene Ontology annotation, molecular function: protein kinase activity; peptide receptor activity; adenylate cyclase activity.
AUGCAGCUUCCCAGGUGGUUGCCAGGGGCCUGUCUGUGGUUGCUAUGCAUUUCAGAAGUCUGGACAGCAACCUUUAAGCUGGCUCUGAUUGGCCCGUGGUCAUGUGACCCCAUGUUCUCCCGGGCGAUGCCGUCGGCGGCAGCCAACCUGGCGUUGUCACGGUUACGUAGCGACAUGGGUAUGAGCCGAGGAUACUGGUACGACGUCAAACUGCUGGACGAGAGCUGCUCCGCCUCCAAAGCGCUGACAGAUCUCGGGGACAUGGAGGGUUAUGGCCACGCCUACAUCGGGCCCUUUAACCCCGCCCUCUGCCACGCUGCCUCCCUAUUCGCUCAGCACUGGGAGGCAGGCCUUGCCUCGCCAGGCUGUCUGGAUGCUGAUUGGCCGAACCUGCCGCCCAUCACGCCGCCCAGCAGGGUGCUGUUCACCGUGCUGCGGUUCUUCCGCUGGGCGCACGUCGCCGUGGUCUCUGCUCCAUCCGACCUAUGGGAGAGCACCGGACAGGAAGUGGCCUCGGCGCUCCGAGCUCUGGGCCUGCCGAUUGGUCCAGUGGUGACCAUAGAAACAGAGAGCAAGGGCGGACCUCGGGAGGCGCUCAAAAUUAUCAGAGAAGCCGACAAGGUCAAAGUGGUGAUAAUGUGCAUGAGCUCGGUCCUGAUUGGUGGACAGGAUCAGGAAGAGCUCCUAUUGGCUGCUCUGGACAUGGGGAUGGUUUCCGACGGUUACAUCUUCAUUCCGUAUGACGCCCUGCUGUACGCCAUGCCGUACCAGGACACAGUAUUUCCUCAGCUGACCAAUAACACGAAGCUUCGUCGCGCCUACAGCUCCGUGCUGACCGUUACCAUGGCGUCGGACCAGAGUUUCUACGAAGCUUUUCGUCAGGCUCAAAUAACCCGAGAGAUUCGCUCUGCUGUGGCUGCUACUGAGGUUUCUCCGGUCUUUGGGACGAUCUUCAACAUGGUGUACUUUGUUGCUAAGGCGGUGGAGGAGCGUCGUCAGGCAGGGGGCGGGCACUGGGUGAAAGGUGAUCAGCUCGUCCAGUCAGAUGGAGGCUUUGAUUUCCAGGGCUUCAAUCAGGAGUUGUACGGCGGUAAAAAUGGGCGUGGCCUGCAGGCCAGGUACGUGGUGUUGGACAGUAACGGCGACCGCUUCGUGCCGACGCACACGCUCGCUCCGACGCACACGGACGGGAUGGUCGGGGGUCUGAGACCACUGAGUCACUCCUUCAUCUUCCCUGGAGGAAAACCCCCCACAGCCAGCUUCUGUUGGUUCAGUCCAGAGGAGGCCUGCAGUAGUGGUUUGGGCUCUGUGACAAUGUUCUUCAUCUUCCUGGUACUCUGCGCUGUGAUUGGAGCUUUCAUCUACUGGUUCAGGAUUUACAGAAGAGUGAGCACGACCAAACUGGUUCUGACUCUGGACGACAUCGUCUUCAUCGACACUCAAGUCAGCAAGAAGAAACUGAACGAUGAGUCGAUCAUGAGGAGUCUUCUGGAAAUAAAUACUCCGAUGCGCUCGAUCGCUCGAAGUUACAUCCUGACGUCACCUGAGAGCUCCAACAUCGGAAUCCUGGAGGGUGACUGGGUUUGGCUGAAGAAGAUCCCCGUUGAAAGGAAGAUAACAGCUGUGAAUCAAAGCACUCUGAGUCUUUUCAGCCAUCUGAGGGAGAUGCGACACGAGAACACAAACCUUUACGUGGGAUUGUUCGUGGACUCAGGGAUCUUUGCUCUGGUGGUGGAACACUGUCCUCGGGGGAGUCUGGCCGACCUGCUGGCCGACGGAGACAUGAGACUGGACUGGAUGUUCAAGUCCUCGCUGCUAAUGGACCUCAUCAAGGGGAUGAAGUACCUUCAUCUACGAGGGUUGAGUCACGGCCGUCUGAAGUCCACAAACUGUUUAGUCGAUGGACGCUUCGUUCUGAAAAUCACAGACUAUGGACUUCCCAUGAUCCUUCACUCUGAGAACAUCAGCCUUCCCGAGGACCCGCAAGAGCUGCUGUGGACGGCUCCAGAGCUCUUGAGGAAUCCGGUCCGAGGAGGUUCAUUUUCUGGAGACGUUUUCAGUUUCUCCAUCAUCAUACAGGAAGUGAUCUCACGAACUCUGCCUUACGCCAUGAUGGACAUGCCUGCCCAGGAGAUCGUGGAGCAUCUGAAGCAUCCCCCCCCUCUCUGCAGACCGAUAGUUUCGGUGGAUGAAGCUCCGGCUGAGUGUCUCAGUCUGAUGAACGAGUGUUGGAGCGAAGAUCCGAGUCAGAGGCCCGGCUUCGACCACAUCUUCAAACAGUUUCGGGGCAUUAACAAAGGGAAGAGGGCGAACAUCAUCGACUCGAUGCUGCGGAUGUUGGAGCAGUACAGUUCCAACCUGGAGGACCUGAUCAGAGAACGAACUGACGAACUGGAGAUUGAGAGACAAAAGACCGAUAAGCUGAUCGGACAGCUGCUCCCAAAGUCCGUGGCUCAGGCUCUGAAGAAAGGGAAGCCGGUCCAGCCUGAACAUUAUUCAGACUGCACUCUUUACUUCAGCGACAUCGUUGGAUUUACAACCAUCUCAUUUCUCAGUGAACCCAUCGAGGUGGUCGACCUACUAAACGAUCUCUACACGAUGUUUGAUGCUAUCAUAGCGCGUCAUGACGUCUACAAGGUAGAAACAAUUGGAGAUGCCUACAUGGUGGCUUCAGGUAUUCCCAACAGAAACGGGAAUCGGCAUGCAGGAGAAGUGGCCAACAUGUCUCUGGAACUGCUGCACUCAAUCGGAGAAUUUAAGAUCAAACACAUGCCAGAGAUCAAAGUCAAGAUACGCAUUGGACUGCACUCAGGUCCAGUGGUGGCAGGUGUUGUCGGUCUCACAAUGCCCAGGUAUUGUCUGUUUGGAGACACAGUGACCACGGCCUCACUCAUGGAAUCCUCUGGACUGCCCUACAGGAUCCACAUCAGUCUGAGCACGGUGAAGGUUCUGACCAGCCUCAAAGCGGGGUACCACAUAGAGACCAGAAAGGCCCAGGUGAAAGGAACUGUGGACACGUAUUGGCUGAUGGGGAGAGACGGCUUCGAUAGUCCACUUCCUGUUCCUCCAGACCUCACCGGAGGGUCGGGUCAUGGGAUCAGUCUGGACGAGGUUCCAGUUGAAAGAAGACAAAAGUUUCUGGACCGACAGAAGAUGAUAAAGAAAUGA